AUGUUAUUACAAAGAGAACAAUAUUUCAAGAAAAAAAUUAUUGGUGGUAAUUUAUUGGGUAAUCUAUUUGAUCGCGCUAAGAAAGUUAUUUCGAUAGGUAGCAAAAUUGUUAAGAAUAAGAUAACACCUAUUAAAAAGGCUUUAAAACCACUAGGUAAUAAGGCAAUCCAAGCUGGUAAACAGACAAUCACGUCGCAAGCGAAGAAGCUAGGCGAUAAGGCAAUCCAAGCUAGUAAACAAACAAUAACUUCGCAAGCGAAGAAAUUAGGUGAUCAGGUAGUAAAAAAUAUUAUAAAUGAAGAUAAAGCGGUCAUCAAGCAAAUUGAAAAGGCUGAUAAGAAAACUACUAAAAAUUUAAUGCAGACUUUCCGAAAUCGAAUCAAAGAUAACGUCACUAAUUUAUCGACCAAUCCACAAGUUAGAAAAGUUUUGAAUGAUAAAUCUCGAGCUAUACUAUCAAAUAUUUUAUCUGGUUCGGGUGUUAAGACUGAAUUAGUGAGUCAAUAUCUAAGAAUAGAUGAGCCUAAUCAUGCAGACAAUUCAAUUGUAGAAUUUGAAUAUAUAGAGUAUCUGCCACGAGAUACUGAUAUGGAUAAAGGAAGUUAUUUGAUUGAAACUAGAGAUGAAGAUGUCUAUCUAUUGCCUCAUAAAGCAGUAAUAGAAAUACGAGGAAACUUAACGAAAGAUAGUGGAUCAUUGUAUAAUGCAGAUGAUGCUGUAACAUUAGUGAAUAACGGCUUAUCACUUUUUAGAAGUGCUCAAUAUCAAAUUAAUAAUCAUACGGUUGAAGAAAUCAACGAUUGGCUCCCAUAUGCAUCUACAAUUUUAAACUUAGUCAUGUAUAGUGAUGAUUACAGUAGAAGUAUUGCAACUAAUAUGUUGUGGUACCGUGAUACAGCUACAGGUAAACCAAAUAUGACAGAAUUUGAUAUGACAGAGUCAUUCCCAGUGAGCAUAGCUAGUGAUGUUGUUACUGUAAAAGCUAAACAAAUUCGAGAUAUGAAAUUAGUCACAAAUCCUCAAUAUAACAGAGGAUUUCAUGCAAGACAACUAUUAACAACAGGUGAUAAACAAAUAUCACUUUUAAUACCUCUAAGUUCUAUAUUUGGAUUCUGUAAAGAUGUCGAUACAGUAUUUAGAGGUGUUAAACAUACUUUACAACUCGAUAGGGCUGCCACAGCUAACUACAUUUUAAAAGAUAGUAAUAUUGAUGACGGAAAAUUUAAAAUAUCACAUGUUUCAAUGUGGAUGCCUAAAGUAACUCCAUCAUUAGAAGUAGCUAGCCAGUUAGAGGCCAAACUUGUUAGUGGACACAUUAGUAAUCUUUACUUUGAGCAAGUUAAAGUUUAUAUGACACAAUAUGCAGCUAAUCAAACAUCUCCUACCUGGAGAAUUACUACACAGCCUGGAACAGAAUUACCACGUCAUAUUUUCAUUGUAUUUCAAUCUACUGAACGAGAAAAUAAUCAAACGAUGAAUAACAUGAUAUUUGAUAAUGCAGAUGUAAGACGUAUUUCAGCUAGAAUAAACUCGAUUCAAUACACUGAAAGAGAGAUAGAAUGUAACUUUCAUCCGUCGAAUAGAAAUUAUAGUCGACCUUAUAUGAUGUUUAUGGAGGCAGUCCAUAAAUAUCAAGAUACAGAUACUGGUUCACAGUUAUCUGCUGAAGAUUGGGCAAAUUUGUAUCCUAUAUUCCAUUUCGAUGUAUCUAAGCAUAAUGAACGAUUAAAAAAUAGUCCAGCAGAUAUUGAAAAAAAUGCUAUUUCUAAAGCCUAUCAACAUAAUAAAGCAAUAACUAUAAGACUAUUAUCACAUCAGUUACAAGGUAACGAUAAUUUAGGAUUGACUUUAACGCAACAUAAUAAAGUUAUUAAAGCUAGAAAAAAUAAUAAGAGUGUUAUACUAAAAUUAAGCCGAAAUCAAGUAUCAAAACAAGCAGGUUUCUUAGGUGCUUUAAUGGGUCUAAUUCGUGCAGCUGUUCCUGCUAUAGCUAAAGCAGCUCCUAAAGUAAUAAAAAGUGUGGUACCAAAGUUAGCAAUGGCCGCAGCUACAGGUGCUAUUUCUGGAGCUACUCAUAAAGCAACUGGUGGAAGAGGUUUUUUAUCUAGUAGUAAUAUAUAUAAGAUGCCUUAUUCAGAAUAUGGAGUAAAUAUUUCACCAUCACAGAAGCAGAAAUUAAAAUCGGCAAUAAAUGCUAAGAAAGGAUGCACAAUUCGUUUAUCUCGCUCUGAUUUAACUGGACCUGAUAAAUUAUAUCUAACACGUCGACAAAUUAAUAAAAUUAAUAAAGCUAAAUUGAAGAACACUGGUUGUGAUAUCAAAUUGUCUAAAACUCAAGUAGCCAAAAAUGGUGGAUUUAUUGGUGCUUUAUUAGCUGGUAUUUUACCUGCUGUUAUUAGUGGAAUAGCUGGGAGAGGUGUAACAUUACCUGGAACAAUCCCCAAAAAAGGUAAAGGGUUAAAAAAAAAAAAAUCUAUAAAAAAAGGCAAAUCAAUAUAUAUUCCAAAAGGGAUGCAUGUUCCGGGACAUUUACAGACUCCUCCAUACGUAGGAAGAUGGAUACAACGAUAA
Trichoplax adhaerens is the source of this 2571-nucleotide messenger RNA. RefSeq lists its product as uncharacterized. The transcript is spliced from 3 exons. The record is from RefSeq and is a predicted model, not a curated record. Bases 1 to 2571 code for a protein of 856 amino acids. Lineage: Eukaryota; Metazoa; Placozoa; Uniplacotomia; Trichoplacea; Trichoplacidae.